Molecule: messenger RNA, 1060 nt
Organism: Labrus bergylta (ballan wrasse)
Lineage: Eukaryota; Metazoa; Chordata; Actinopteri; Labriformes; Labridae
Gene: mylz3
Product: myosin, light polypeptide 3, skeletal muscle
Cellular component (GO): contractile muscle fiber; myosin II complex
Molecular function (GO): calcium ion binding
Source: RefSeq, a predicted model, not a curated record
GCAUAAGAGGGGGUCUCCAACCAUGGCUCAGGACCACUCUGUCUCAGGAGUCCAGCUUCUCUUCUUCUUUCUUUCCUCCAACUCCAGCUCUCCAAAAUGACUGAGUUCACACCGGACCAGAUUGAGGACUUCAAGGAGUCUUUCGGUCUCUUUGACAGAGUUGGUGACAACCAGGUGGCCUUCAACCAGGUGGCUGACAUCAUGCGCGCUCUGGGCCAGAACCCCACCAACAAGGAGGUUGUGAAGAUUCUGGGAAACCCAUCCGCUGAUGACAUGGCCAACAAGAGGAUCAACUUCGACGCUUUCCUGCCCAUGCUCAAGGAGGUCGACUCAGCCCCCAAGGGUACCUACGAUGACUACGUUGAGGGUCUGCGCGUCUUCGACAAGGAGGGCAACGGCACAGUCAUGGGCGCUGAGCUGCGUAUCGUGCUGUCCACCCUGGGAGAGAAGAUGACCGAAGCCGAGAUUGAGUCCCUCAUGAGCGGCCAGGAGGACGAGAACGGCAGUGUGCACUAUGAGGCUUUCGUCAAGCACAUCUUGUCUGUGUAAGAGGCCAGCGGCGGGAGUGCUGAAGAAACUGUAGCUCACCUACAGACAGCCCGACGGUGUUCAGAACAUCUACACUGUUGUCAAAGACCAACCAAGGAAAGACAAGGACUAUGUACAAGGGAUGUUGACGCAACCCCAUCUUGUUGUUUUAUUUUGUUUUCCUUUCCAUUUCGUCUCAAACCCCUCCUCUCUCUCGGGACAUUCGUCAUCACCAUUGCUCUCAUGUAGCCCCCUAUCACUUGGCCUCAACUUCCCCCCCCCCCGGGGCACGUCUCCACUUCCCGCAUGGGGUGAGGAACGGGGGAGAAGGGGUGACCGCUCAUCAAGUGAGGGUAGAUCCCUAACCUUCCCACCGCCACCUCAUUCAGUCACGCCAUCACUGGGCCCAGCAAUGCCAAAGGUGCUGGAGAAGAGUCGUGGAUAGACGGCCAAACGUCUCCCUCUUCCCUGAAAAGUUUUAUUUAUUAUCACUCUGUUCAUGUCAGAAUAAACUUUUCCAACGUACAUCCCA